GUAGCACAUUGUCUGUCCACACAAAUACAAAUGAAGCAAAAACAAGAACGAUUUUCUUUCCUUUUCAUCUCCUUGUCAAAAAUGCCUAUAUAUGUGUGUUUGUAUAUGUAUGUCCGCAGGAAGUACACAGAAAAAAGAGGGGUUGACAAAUAGAAACCCCAUUUGUUCCUCAUCAUAAUCACCAUCAAAGAUACAAAUAUGGCGAUUGCUUCUUCGUCUUCGCUUCGCCAUCUUUGCCACGACCUUUUCCCCAAAUACCCUUCUCUUUCUCACAAUUCGCGGCAUAAACCCUCUCUCCAAUUCUCCUCUCGUGGGUUUUCGUCCAGAAUUCGUGCAACCUCAGCUGUCGCUUUGGAACCGGAUUCAAGCAUUCAACAGCAAGAUACGGUUGAAGUUGACUUGUUUGCAUGCCCAAUAUGCUAUGAACCUUUAAUAAGAAAAGGCCCUCCAGGUUUUACCUUGCCGGCAAUCUACAGGUCUGGUUUCAAAUGUAAAAAAUGCAACAAGUCAUACUCCAGCAAAAACAACUAUGUGGAUCUCACUAUUAUUGCUGGAACAAAGAACUACGUUGAAGCUAAACCAGUUGGGACUGAGCUAUUUCGGAGUCCACUUGUUUCAUUCUUGUAUGAAAGAGGCUGGCGUCAAAAUUUUAACCGUAGUGGUUUUCCUGGUCCCGAUGAAGAGUUUAAAAUGGCUCAGGAGUACUUCAAACCAGCAGAAGGUGGCGUUCUAGUAGAUGUUAGCUGUGGGAGUGGUUUGUUCACCCGAAAAUUUGCCACGUCUGGGACCUAUUCAAGAGUCGUUGCACUUGACUUCUCUGAAAGUAUGCUUCGCCAAUGUUAUGAUUUCAUAAAAAAUGAUGAUACAAUUUUAACCACUAAUCUUGCUCUUGUGAGGGCAGAUGUGUCAAGGCUUCCUUUCUCGUCAGGUUCAAUUGAUGCUGUUCAUGCUGGUGCAGCCUUGCAUUGCUGGCCAUCUCCUUCCAAUGCAAUUGCUGAAAUAAACCGUAUAUUGCGAAGUGGUGGUAUCUUUGUUGGAACUACUUUUCUUCGUGUCAGUGCAUCCACUCCUGCAAUUUUAAGGCCCUUCAGACAGAGGAUACUGCAGAACUAUAACUAUUUGAACGAGGAGGAGAUCAAGGACUUGUGCACGUCAUGUGGUCUCAUUAACUACACAAGUAAAGUUCAGCAAUCCUUCAUUAUGUUUUCAGCAGAAAAGCCCUAAGACUGGUUCAAUUCAUUAUGCUUAUCAUUUUCUCCAUACCAAGCUUUGUCUUAUUCCUUGUUGAUUUUGUUGUAUUGUGUGUUUCAUUAUUGUUCUUGCAAAUGUACAGAACCUGAACAGAUAAACCUCUGACAGAUGUAAAAGUAAUAAAAUAUUAUCUAUAUAUUUUCCUAGUUGGUACUCA
This is a messenger RNA of Cornus florida, 1408 nucleotides long. RefSeq lists its product as uncharacterized. Lineage: Eukaryota; Viridiplantae; Streptophyta; Magnoliopsida; Cornales; Cornaceae. Gene Ontology annotation, molecular function: S-adenosylmethionine-dependent methyltransferase activity. The record is from RefSeq and is a predicted model, not a curated record. Bases 199 to 1224 code for a protein of 341 amino acids. The transcript has 8 exons.